Penicillium angulare is the source of this 3588-nucleotide messenger RNA. It is a transcript of the gene ctpA, whose product is annotated as Cu(2+)-transporting P-type ATPase CCC2. Lineage: Eukaryota; Fungi; Ascomycota; Eurotiomycetes; Eurotiales; Aspergillaceae. The record is from RefSeq and is a predicted model, not a curated record. The transcript has a single exon. Gene Ontology annotation, cellular component: membrane. Gene Ontology annotation, biological process: copper ion homeostasis; monoatomic cation transport. The coding region runs from base 1 to 3588 and encodes 1195 amino acids. Gene Ontology annotation, molecular function: P-type divalent copper transporter activity; ATP hydrolysis activity; ATP binding.
AUGUCUGCAGAGUCUCUUGGUGCGGGCGACGCAGCCCCCACCAUGGCCACGACAACCGUCAAAGUAGACGGCAUGACCUGCGGAUCCUGUACAGCAGCCGUCGCGGGCGCGUUUGAAGGUGUCAGGGGAGCGAGUGAGGUCUCGGUGAGCUUGAUGAUGGGUCGGGCGGCAGUACAACAUGAUCCGACAAUACUGUCGCCGUCAAAGGUUGCAGAGAUGAUUGAAGACUGCGGUUUCGAUGCGGCCGUAUUGUCGACCGACAAACACACGAAGGGCGCCCCCUCCAAUGGCUUCGAUACGCCAACAACAAACUCUUCGGUAACAACACUUGCGAUUGAAGGCAUGACUUGCGGUGCAUGUACCUCUGCGGUGGAGGGUGGGCUGAAUGGAGUGACUGGAAUUGAGUCUGUCAAUGUGUCGCUGCUGUCCGAACGUGCUGUGGUGGAACAUGAGGCGAAUGUUAUAUCGGCGGAGCAGAUUGCUGAACUCAUUGAGGAUCGUGGUUUUGGAGCUCGGGUAUUGGGAACUAAGGCCUCCACAAGCGACGGUGAUGGAUCUACGCUGGCUGAUAUGGUCCAAGACAGGAGAGGACACAUGGUUACGACUGUUGCGAUUGAAGGAAUGACCUGUGGUGCUUGUACAUCAAGUGUUGAAAAUGCCUUUACCAAUUUGGAUGGUCUGGUUCAGUUCAACAUUAGUCUGCUGGCUGAACGCGCAGUGAUCGUACACGAUUCGUCGAUCCUCACUUCUAAAGCUAUUACCACAAUGAUUGAGGAUGCUGGGUUCGAUGCGUUGAUCGUAUCGUCCGAAGCGCAGGAACCGCUUUCCAGAAAAACUCAACAAAUCCAUCUUAGUCUUCAUGGCCUACGUGAUGCCGCAUCCGCUUCUGCUCUCGAAGAAAAUCUAUUAUCACGCCCCGGAAUCAAGUUUGCAUCUAUAAACCUAGCGACAAAUCAACUUACCCUUGCCUUCGACACAUCCAUCAUUGGUAUUCGAUCUGUGUUCGAAGUGAUUGAGACUGCUGGAUAUAAUGCCCUGAUGACAGACUCGGAUGACACCAAUGCACAGCUUGAAUCCUUAUCCAAAACUAAAGAGAUCCAGGAGUGGCGACGUGCCUUCAUUAUAUCCGUCUCAUUCGCAGUCCCCGUGUUCUUUAUUAACAUGUUAUUGCCUAUGUACUUGCGUCCACUCGACAUUGGGCGCUUCCAAUUAUGCCCCGGCCUUUAUCUUGGAGACUUGAUUUGCCUCUCUCUGACCAUUCCAGUACAGUUUGGUAUCGGUCGACGUUUCUAUAUCACUAGUUUCAAAUCCCUCAGGCAUCGUUCUCCGACCAUGGAUGUCCUUGUUAUGCUUGGCACAUCUGCUGCCUUCUUUUAUAGUUGUUUCACCAUGACCAUGGCCAUUGCUAGCGAUCAUCAUAGGCGACCGAGUACUGUUUUUGAUACCAGUACUAUGCUCAUCACAUUUAUCACCCUUGGAAGAUGGCUGGAGAAUCGCGCAAAGGGACAGACAUCCGCAGCGCUAUCCCGCCUCAUGUCAUUGGCCCCAUCUAUGGCCACGAUUUACGAAGACCCCAUUGCUGCAGAGAAAGUGGCUGAUGGCUGGACCACCCAAACCUCCGAGUCUUCAUUGGCAGAAGAUUCAUCAAUAAAUCAAAAACUCAUUCCAACCGAACUCAUCCAAGUCGGUGAUAUCGUCAUCCUUCACCCGGGUGACAAGGUGUCUGCGGAUGGAAUCAUCAUUCGCGGCGAGAGCUAUGUGGAUGAAAGUAUGAUCACUGGAGAGGCUUUGCCGAUUCACAAAAAGAAAAGCAGCCACGUAAUCGCAGGUACCGUCAAUGGCACAAGCGCGAUCGAUUUUAAAGUUACCCGCGCCGGCAAGGAUACUCAAUUGAGCCAGAUUGUAAAGCUGGUCCAAGAUGCACAGACGAGCCGAGCCCCUAUACAGCGCAUGGCUGACAUUGUGGCUGGCUAUUUUGUUCCAACAAUUAUCUGCCUUGGUAUGAUUACCUUUUUUGGCUGGAUGUUUCUCAGCCAUAUUCUGUCUCACCCACCUAAGGUUUUCAUGUCUGAAGAAGCGGGCGGUAAGGUUAUGGUCUGUCUGAAGCUUUGUAUUUCUGUCAUUGUAUUUGCAUGUCCCUGUGCUUUGGGUCUUAGCACCCCGACCGCUGUGAUGGUUGGAACUGGUGUUGGCGCAGAGCAUGGAAUCUUGGUUAAAGGCGGUGCUGUUCUCGAGGGUGCUACCAGAGUCAAUCAUGUCGUGUUCGAUAAGACGGGUACGUUGACUACUGGCCGGAUGAGUGUCGCGCAGGCCAAGAUUGAACCUCAUUGGACCGCAAAUGAGUGGCGGCGCCAAUUAUGGUGGCUGAUCGUUGGUCUUGCUGAGAUGGGUAGUGAGCACCCAAUUGGUAAAGCCAUCUUCGGCGAAGCCAAGGCCGAGUCGGGUCACCAUGGAGGAGAUGGCCUUCCAGGAAGCAUCGGAGAUUUCGACGCAUGUAUAGGCAAGGGUAUUUCUGCAUUUGUUGAACCCACCUCUAGCGCUGAGCGCAUCAGGUACCAAGUUCUUCUGGGCAACAUAGAUUUCCUCCGUUCAAAAGAUAUCUCAAUACCUUCUUCGGUUAGUGCCGAGUCAUCGGACGCUGAAGCGGAAGCGCAAGCAGAGGCAGGAGGCAGCUUGGAGUCACUGGAACCCAGACCUAUGGAUACCGCGGCGGGCUACACUAGGAUAUAUGUCUCUAUUGACAAGCAAUACGCUGGUAGCAUCUCCCUUCGAGAUAGCGUCAAAUCUACUGCCGUUGCGACGGUGGCUGCUUUGCACCGCAUGGGUAUUGCAACUUCGAUGGUUACUGGUGAUACACUAUCCACAGCGACCUCUAUCGCGACAGCUGUCGGUAUUCCCACAGCUUCCGUUUAUGCCUCUGCUUCCCCAUCGGACAAGCGUGAGAUUAUCACAGAACUCCAAAUGCGAGGAGAGCGAGUCGCAAUGGUCGGCGAUGGCAUCAAUGACUCCCCCGCACUAGCAACUGCCUCUGUCGGUAUCGCUCUCGCCUCCGGCACAGAUGUAGCCAUGGAAGCAGCAGACAUCGUUCUCAUGCGCCCGGAUGACCUGCUCACUGUGCCAGCUAGUCUCUCACUAUCCCGCACUGUCUUCACGCGGAUCAAGCUGAAUCUCAUAUGGGCCUGUCUUUACAAUGUGAUCGGCCUCCCCUUCGCCAUGGGCAUAUUCCUACCCUUCACAGGCUUCAUGCUUCCUCCUAUGGCCGCCGGUGCAGCCAUGGCUGCUUCUAGCGUCUCAGUCGUUGUGAGCAGUUUACUCCUAAAGCUCUGGCGCCGUCCUUCCUGGAUGAAUAUCGAUCGUCUGGAGAAGGAAGCUGGCUUAGGUCUUCUCUCUGGCGGUCCCCGUGGCAAACACGCGCGCAGCACUAGCUGGUGGGCACCUGCCACUAUCCUUUCGUCUGAUGGUCCACGCUCACCCCGGCGUUACGUUGUCCAUUUUUUCGCUGCAUUGUGGUCUGUGAUCAUUGGUAAGCAGUCGAGUGCUCGAGGAGAUGAGGGCUACGUACCGCUUCAAAAUGUUGAGCCUGUAUGA